AUCACACAAGUGACGUACGUCAGGAGGUGGGCCGCAGGGAAGCAUAAGUAGUUCAUGUUUGAUGGACUACUGCACCUAAACAGAAACAUGUAUUCUGUGUUGAUGACAAAGUGGAUAUUAAAUAUCUGAAAGGUUGACGUCGAGCAUAAACAAUGGCUGCCCCCGCAGGAGGACCUGCUGAACCGUGGGUCAUAUUGCCUCAUGAACGAGCACGGUACGAAGAACAAUUCCGUGCCUUACAACCAGUAAAUGGCAUUGUCACAGGUGAACAGGCAAAGGGGUUUCUCCUCCAAUCUCGACUACCACCAGCAAUUUUGGGUCAAAUAUGGUCUUUAGCAGAUACUGACUCAGAUGGGAAAAUGAAUAUAACAGAGUUCAGUAUUGCCUGUAAACUUAUAAACCUAAAAUUACGAGGCUUUGAACUGCCAAAAGUACUUCCACCUACAAUGCUACAACAGAAUAUGCCACCAGCGGCCUUGGUGAGCAGUUCCCUUCUGCAGAGUGCUCCAUCCAUUCGUCCAGCAGCUCAGCCGCCCCUUGUGGGACUGGGCAGUGCUCAUGCCGCAGGGCUUUCCACUGUCGGAAUGACUCCUCCCAUCAUGGCUACUGCACAAGCCCCACUACAUACAUCUGUAAUGCCUCCAAGCAGCAUCCCCAGCAUGGUACCACCAAUGAGAGCACCUCUGGCACCUGGAGCACCUGUUCCUCUCGUACAAACCGCCAGCCUACCCCUAGCAGCAGGCACUAGCUUACCACUUGCACCGGGUACCAGCUUACCACUUGCAUCAGGCACUGGCUUACCACUUGCACCAGGCACCAGCGUACCACUCGCACCAGGGACCGGCUUACCCCUCGCACCAGGCACCAAUAUGCCCAUCGCAUCUAGCACGAAUGUUCCGCUUGCAUCAGGUUUGACAAGUAUCAGCAGUACACCUUCACUGGUGAUGCCAGCAACUGUCCAGACUUCUGUUCCGAUGGGUGUACCUCUUACGCAGCCUCUCACUAAUGGGUCCAUAUUAACUGGCCAAGGACCAUUGCCAUCAAGGCCUCCACCAGUUGGUACCUCAGUGCCGCCUGUAGCUCCUCUGGAAAAAGUGGCUUCUAUGGAUUCACCUUUGUCAGCAGGCUCUCCCUUGCAAGAAUGGGCUGUACCUCAUCAGUCCAAACUGAAGUAUACACAGUUGUUCAACACGACUGACCGAGCACGGUCAGGCUAUUUAUCAGGGCCACAAGCGCGAAAUAUCAUGGUGCAGACACAGUUACCACAGCCUAUUUUGGCCCAGAUCUGGGCACUAGCAGAUAUGGAUACAGAUGGAAGACUUUCUUGUGAAGAGUUUGUUCUUGCUCUUCACUUGUGUGACAUGGCAAAAGCAGGGGAGAAGCUACCUGCUGUGCUUCCUCCAGAGCUUGUACCACCAACAUUCCGGAGGCAGCGACAGGGAAGCCUUACUGGAAGCAUUACGGGUUCUAUAGAUGCUUCUGAAAAUAAAGAUGCUGCUGCAAGUAUCUCCACUGUUACAUUUGAAGAUAAACGGAAAGAAAACUUUGAAAAAGGCCAAGCAGAAUUGGAGCGAAGACGUAAAGCAUUGUUGGAAAUUCAGCGAAAAGAACAAGAGGAACGUGAGCGGAAAGAAAAAGAAGAACAGGAAAAAAGGGAGAAAAUAAGGCAAGAACAGGAGCGGCGAAGGCAGCUUGAAUUUGAAAAGCAGUUACAAAGGCAAAGAGAAGCAGAACAGGAAAAAGAAGAGCAAAGGCGAAGAGCACAAGAACAACGUGAAGCUGCAAGAAGGGAAAUGGAGCGGCAAAGGCAGCUGGAGUGGGAGAAACAGCGGUGUCAAGAAUUACAACAGCGCAGGCAGAAAGAACAAGAAAAAGUUUUGCAAUUAAAAGCCAAGAAUCAGAAUCUCAGCAUUGAGUUAUCACAAUUGAAUGAAAAAGUGAAAGAAUUGUCUCAGAAAAUCAGUGAGACAAGGAUUGGAGUGUCUGGCGUAAAGUCAACAAUUGACGGGAUGCGUAGUACUCGUGAUUCGCAGCUUGCUGAAAUGAGUGCCUUAAAGACCCGACUGAAGGAACAGAAUCAAAGGCUUCUUACAUUGAGUCAAGAAAAGGCAAGGCUAGAAGCUCGCAACAAGUUAAAUGCAGCUGCCGAUUCUGCUAAUCAGGAACAAGUAAAAAUAGCUUUCACCAACAAACAAAUUACACUUAAGCAGUUACGUGAUAGGCUACAGGAUCUCCAGAAAGAGAUAGAGGUUAAACUGGAAGAUAUUGAGAACAAUAACAGCCAACUAGGUGACUUGAAGCAGCAGUUGUCUUCAUUAGUCCAUGAAUGUGAACAGCUCUAUUCUGUAUACGAAGAAAAGAGAAGCAAGGUAUUGGAAAUGAAAGGCAUGACUGGAAAAAUUAGGGAUCCUACAGACUUUUCAUCAUCGUGGGGUGACUCUGGCUGGGACAAUCCUCCACAGACUGAUUGGAAUGCAGCUUCUACUGAUGCUUGGCCAGAAUCAACUGCAGCUACAACUGUGCCAGCGGUAAAUGGAAACUUGCUCAAGUACCGUGCCCUUUACGAGUUCGUUGCUCGCAACAGUGAUGAACUGUCAUUCCAACCAGGAGAUAUAAUUAUGGUUGCUGCCAACCAAAAUGCUGAACCUGGAUGGUUAGCAGGAGAACUAAGGGGCCAAACUGGCUGGUUUCCUGAAUCCUAUGUGGAAUUUAUAGACAGUCCUGUAACAGUCCUGGAGGAUUCAUCUGCUUUUCCUCCUGAUGUUAUCAUAGCAGAGUCUCAAGCUAAACGACAACUUGAGGGAAUUGCAGAAGUUCCAGAAAAUGUCAGUGAUAAUGGUUCUGUUGUGGAAGUUUCUGGUGAUGUUGGUCCACAGGUGCUUGAUGAAAUGGCUAGUCCUGUACUUGGACAGGGUGAUAAUGUUGAAGACGUGGAGGCACAAGCCCUUUAUUCUUGGAGAGCCAGGAAGUCUAGUCAGUUGUCAUUUAAUAAGGGAGAUGUUAUCAGAGUCAAAGAACAACAAGAGCAGUGUGACGGUGAACUAGCUGGUGUACAUGGUUGGUUUCCAAAAUCUUAUGUGAAGCUAGCUCCUUCACAGUUGCAGGAAGGAGAAAAGGAAUAUUAUGUGGCCAUGUAUCCUUAUCAGUCUGUUGAACCAGGUGAUCUUAGUUUCUUACAAGGUGAAAUGAUACUUGUUACAAAGAAAGAGGGAGACUGGUGGACUGGAAUCAUAGGAGAUAGACAUGGAAUAUUUCCUUCAAAUUAUGUACAGAGAGCACCAUGGACCUGCGUUGUACUGAAAGAGUCUGAAGCAACAUGCAGUUGCAUUGAUCGCAGUGGAAGCAGAAUUGGGGGAAAAAAAAUCAAGCCAGUCUUAACAGAGCCACUGAAUCAGAAUAUUCAUAAACAUCAUUGUAAGAGAAUGUUAAUUCGAAAUUCUACAAUGAAGACUCAAGAAGCCUUUUUAUUGUUGAAAAGAAGUUUAGUUUUCACUGCUUUAAUGGCAUAUGCAGUUUUUUCUACCACCCAGCUGGCCCGUAUUUUGCAACUUGGCCCAUACGGGCUGUGGGCUGCCCUGCCGUGCUGUCAAGCUGAGGACAGUGAGCUGACGGGUCAGCUUGCCAGCCUGUUGACUUACCACUCCGCUCCCACCAUGCGUUCUAAUGGGCAGUAUUGCUUCAGCCCUCUGCCUAUACUGUCAUACAUAAAAAUGUGGUGGUAUCUUUCAAGAAGUUAUAUUGGCAUGCUCGUUUUUGCUUUCAAUGAACACUUCCAAGAUGACCUGAUAAAUGCGCUUUGUACACCUAAAAACUGGUCAAAUUCUCUUUCUGAAACAAUGGCUUAUGUUUAUGUGCAGAUCUCUGAUUUGUACAAGAUUCUUUCUAAUGCUGUUACAGAAUUUGCAUCCACUAUAAGUAGCAUAAAUUUUUCUUUGGUUUUAAGGAUCCAGCUCAAACCCUGCUUGGCAAAAAUUUUCUUUCUGCAGAUGCACAUUUUGCAGGAAUUAUUAGCUAAGCUGAGUAGAUUGGGAACUUUUUUUCAUUUGCUCUCCGCCACGUCAACAACUCAGCUGGCUGCUCAUUUUCAGAAUGCUGGGCACAGUCUGCCAGAUGAAUACCAUACAUUUCAUAUCUUCUCACAGUCUCUUUCCUUCAUGAUUGCUUCUUUGAAAAUUCUUUUAGGCAAUCGUGUAAUGUUAGUUUCCGGAUUAGCCUCUUAUUUCAGUAUGCGGGAUACCAAUGUUGUUAGAAAUUCAGAAGCUGGGAUUUUCUUCAUGUCCUCCGUGCAAUAUAAAACUAAAUUUGCAAAUGCAAUCAUGGGAUUGAAAGGACCCUGUGCGCUUCAGGAGUUGUCCUUUUUCUAUAUGUUACGUUACCAAGAAUUAGGUUUGUGGAUGAGUGAAAGUGGCAAAACGAGUGGCAUGUAUGGGAAACAAGUUGUAGUUGGAGUGAGUAUGUUGACCAUGGUGAAGAGAGACUUCCCACUUACAUGGAAGAAAGCAAUCUCUCUUUGUGUAGAGCACUGCCCAGUGUCACUUAAUGUCUCUUCCCUUUACAAGAUUCAGAAGACUUUUACAAAUUACAUAUUCUUUUGCCGCUUACUGCCCCUGUCUCUUGAAAUAAUCACAGUGCAUAAAAAGAAUACUUAUGUCCUUUCUUGAAAAGGAGGACCUGCUGAACCGUGGGUCAUAUUGCCUCAUGAACGAGCACGGUACGAAGAACAAUUCCGUGCCUUACAACCAGUAAAUGGCAUUGUCACAGGUGAACAGGCAAAGGGGUUUCUCCUCCAAUCUCGACUACCACCAGCAAUUUUGGGUCAAAUAUGGUCUUUAGCAGAUACUGACUCAGAUGGGAAAAUGAAUAUAACAGAGUUCAGUAUUGCCUGUAAACUUAUAAACCUAAAAUUACGAGGCUUUGAACUGCCAAAAGUACUUCCACCUACAAUGCUACAACAGAAUAUGCCACCAGCGGCCUUGGUGAGCAGUUCCCUUCUGCAGAGUGCUCCAUCCAUUCGUCCAGCAGCUCAGCCGCCCCUUGUGGGACUGGGCAGUGCUCAUGCCGCAGGGCUUUCCACUGUCGGAAUGACUCCUCCCAUCAUGGCUACUGCACAAGCCCCACUACAUACAUCUGUAAUGCCUCCAAGCAGCAUCCCCAGCAUGGUACCACCAAUGAGAGCACCUCUGGCACCUGGAGCACCUGUUCCUCUCGUACAAACCGCCAGCCUACCCCUAGCAGCAGGCACUAGCUUACCACUUGCACCGGGUACCAGCUUACCACUUGCAUCAGGCACUGGCUUACCACUUGCACCAGGCACCAGCGUACCACUCGCACCAGGGACCGGCUUACCCCUCGCACCAGGCACCAAUAUGCCCAUCGCAUCUAGCACGAAUGUUCCGCUUGCAUCAGGUUUGACAAGUAUCAGCAGUACACCUUCACUGGUGAUGCCAGCAACUGUCCAGACUUCUGUUCCGAUGGGUGUACCUCUUACGCAGCCUCUCACUAAUGGGUCCAUAUUAACUGGCCAAGGACCAUUGCCAUCAAGGCCUCCACCAGUUGGUACCUCAGUGCCGCCUGUAGCUCCUCUGGAAAAAGUGGCUUCUAUGGAUUCACCUUUGUCAGCAGGCUCUCCCUUGCAAGAAUGGGCUGUACCUCAUCAGUCCAAACUGAAGUAUACACAGUUGUUCAACACGACUGACCGAGCACGGUCAGGCUAUUUAUCAGGGCCACAAGCGCGAAAUAUCAUGGUGCAGACACAGUUACCACAGCCUAUUUUGGCCCAGAUCUGGGCACUAGCAGAUAUGGAUACAGAUGGAAGACUUUCUUGUGAAGAGUUUGUUCUUGCUCUUCACUUGUGUGACAUGGCAAAAGCAGGGGAGAAGCUACCUGCUGUGCUUCCUCCAGAGCUUGUACCACCAACAUUCCGGAGGCAGCGACAGGGAAGCCUUACUGGAAGCAUUACGGGUUCUAUAGAUGCUUCUGAAAAUAAAGAUGCUGCUGCAAGUAUCUCCACUGUUACAUUUGAAGAUAAACGGAAAGAAAACUUUGAAAAAGGCCAAGCAGAAUUGGAGCGAAGACGUAAAGCAUUGUUGGAAAUUCAGCGAAAAGAACAAGAGGAACGUGAGCGGAAAGAAAAAGAAGAACAGGAAAAAAGGGAGAAAAUAAGGCAAGAACAGGAGCGGCGAAGGCAGCUUGAAUUUGAAAAGCAGUUACAAAGGCAAAGAGAAGCAGAACAGGAAAAAGAAGAGCAAAGGCGAAGAGCACAAGAACAACGUGAAGCUGCAAGAAGGGAAAUGGAGCGGCAAAGGCAGCUGGAGUGGGAGAAACAGCGGUGUCAAGAAUUACAACAGCGCAGGCAGAAAGAACAAGAAAAAGUUUUGCAAUUAAAAGCCAAGAAUCAGAAUCUCAGCAUUGAGUUAUCACAAUUGAAUGAAAAAGUGAAAGAAUUGUCUCAGAAAAUCAGUGAGACAAGGAUUGGAGUGUCUGGCGUAAAGUCAACAAUUGACGGGAUGCGUAGUACUCGUGAUUCGCAGCUUGCUGAAAUGAGUGCCUUAAAGACCCGACUGAAGGAACAGAAUCAAAGGCUUCUUACAUUGAGUCAAGAAAAGGCAAGGCUAGAAGCUCGCAACAAGUUAAAUGCAGCUGCCGAUUCUGCUAAUCAGGAACAAGUAAAAAUAGCUUUCACCAACAAACAAAUUACACUUAAGCAGUUACGUGAUAGGCUACAGGAUCUCCAGAAAGAGAUAGAGGUUAAACUGGAAGAUAUUGAGAACAAUAACAGCCAACUAGGUGACUUGAAGCAGCAGUUGUCUUCAUUAGUCCAUGAAUGUGAACAGCUCUAUUCUGUAUACGAAGAAAAGAGAAGCAAGGUAUUGGAAAUGAAAGGCAUGACUGGAAAAAUUAGGGAUCCUACAGACUUUUCAUCAUCGUGGGGUGACUCUGGCUGGGACAAUCCUCCACAGACUGAUUGGAAUGCAGCUUCUACUGAUGCUUGGCCAGAAUCAACUGCAGCUACAACUGUGCCAGCGGUAAAUGGAAACUUGCUCAAGUACCGUGCCCUUUACGAGUUCGUUGCUCGCAACAGUGAUGAACUGUCAUUCCAACCAGGAGAUAUAAUUAUGGUUGCUGCCAACCAAAAUGCUGAACCUGGAUGGUUAGCAGGAGAACUAAGGGGCCAAACUGGCUGGUUUCCUGAAUCCUACGUGGAAUUUAUAGACAGUCCUGUAACAGUCCUGGAGGAUUCAUCUGCUUUUCCUCCUGAUGUUAUCAUAGCAGAGUCUCAAGCUAAACGACAACUUGAGGGAAUUGCAGAAGUUCCAGAAAAUGUCAGUGAUAAUGGUUCUGUUGUGGAAGUUUCUGGUGAUGUUGGUCCACAGGUGCUUGAUGAAAUGGCUAGUCCUGUACUUGGACAGGGUGAUAAUGUUGAAGACGUGGAGGCACAAGCCCUUUAUUCUUGGAGAGCCAGGAAGUCUAGUCAGUUGUCAUUUAAUAAGGGAGAUGUUAUCAGAGUCAAAGAACAACAAGAGCAGUGGUGUUACGGUGAACUAGCUGGUGUACAUGGUUGGUUUCCAAAAUCUUAUGUGAAGCUAGCUCCUUCACAGUUGCAGGAAGGAGAAAAGGAAUAUUAUGUGGCCAUGUAUCCUUAUCAGUCUGUUGAACCAGGUGAUCUUAGUUUCUUACAAGGUGAAAUGAUACUUGUUACAAAGAAAGAGGGAGACUGGUGGACUGGAAUCAUAGGAGAUAGACAUGGAAUAUUUCCUUCAAAUUAUGUACAGAGAGCACCAUCUGGAUCUGCUGUAGUAUCAGAUGAGCCUGCUGAGCCUGUAAAGGAAAACCACAUAACAGAUGUAACAGUCUCAGAAGUAGCAGCUGCCCCAGUCUCACCCACUCCACAACAGGAAGAACAGCCUGCAAAUGAGAAAACCCUUGGGACUCCAGACUUCACUGCUAUGUCUGCUGCAGCUCAGCUUGAAGAUACUGGGGACGAUAGUGACUCUAAGAAGAAUAUUCCCGACUUCUUCCAGUCACCUAAGGGAAAAGGAAAGAAACCUGAAAUAGCAACAGUUAUUGCCCCUUAUCAGGCUACAAGUUCAGAACAACUCAGCCUGCAGAGAGGCCAGUUAAUAAUGAUUCGAAAGAAGACAACAACUGGUUGGUGGGAAGGUGAAUUGCAAGCAAAGGGCAAAAAAAGACAAAUUGGCUGGUUCCCUGCCUCGUAUGUAAAAUUACUAGGAGGUAGUAACAAAGGGACACCUGUAAAGCAGGAGGAUACAUCAUUGCAACAACAACAACAACAACAACAACCACCUGCUCAAGAGGUAUCACAGCCUGCAACAGAAAAAGUUAAAGCAUUAUAUCCGUAUUCUGCACUAAACGAUGAUGAACUAAGCUUUGAGAAAGAUGACAUUAUAACAGUUGUAGCAAAAGAGGAACCCUCUUGGUGGCGGGGUGAAUUGAAAGGAGCUACAGGCCUUUUCCCCAGUAAUUAUGUGGAACCUGUGUCUGACUACCAUCUAAAUAAGACAGAAAGGAAAAGACAAGGAUGCAUACAAGAACUGAUUGAUACUGAACAGGCAUAUAUUAAUGAUAUGUCUAUUGUCCAUGAUGUAUUUGAGAAACCACUCUUAGAGAGCAAAGUUUUAUCAAAUGAAGAAAUUUACAAAAUAUUUGUUAACUGGCGUGAAAUACUACAGUGUAACUACAUGUUCCUCCGGACUUUGAGAAUCCGAAAAGAAAUGAGUGCAGAUGGAGUUAUUAGAAUGAUUGGAGAUAUUCUUUGUGAAAAUCUCCCAAGGAUGACUGCAUACAUCCGUUUCUGUAGCUGCCAGCUCAGUGCAGCUACAUUUCUGCAGAAGAUUACAGAAGAAUCAGUGGAAUUUCGUGAACUUGUUCGCCAGUGCCAGGCUGACCCUCGCACGAAAGGAAUGCCACUUAGCAGCUUUCUUAUUAAACCAAUGCAAAGGAUAACAAAAUACCCUCUUCUCAUAAAGAAGAUUUUGGAGUACACUCCAGCAGAUCAUCCAGACCACCAGAAUUUGCAGGAAGCACUAGCCAAAGCUGAAGAGUUCUGUAGACAGGUAAAUGAAGGUGUGAGAGAAAAAGAGAACUCAGAACGAUUAGAAUGGCUUCAGAGGCAUAUCCAUUGUGAUGGCUUGGAGGAGCAGUUAAUUUUUAAUUCUCUUACAAAUUCUCUAGGACCCAGAAAAUUCCUUCAUCAUGGCAUUCUGCAUAAAGCUAAAAGUGGGAAAGAACUGGUUGCAUUCUUGAUGAAUGAUUUUCUGCUCUUAGCCCAGCCACAAAAAUCUCUUGGCAGUAAUCACUCAUUCUCAUUUGAAAGGCAUGCUGGUAUCUCAUUUAAAAUCUAUAAAAAGCCAUUGUUUCUGAAUGAGCUGUUGGUGCUGGAAGAGCAGAAUAGCAAUGAAGGUAAUGAGAACCCACGUUUAUUUAGCGUGGGAGACACCACAACUGGAAAAACACUUUCAUUUUUGGCAUCAACAUCAGCCGAACGUAACCUCUGGGCAAAGCGUCUGCAAGAGGCACGUGUCCAUGUGAUUGACACUGAGAAGAGUCAGUUCCAGCGUCAGCAGUCAAAACAAGCUCAGUUUGGUGCUUGCGGUAGAGUGCUGGUUGUAGUCGUGGAAGGGAGUGAACUAAAACCUAGUUCAUCCAGUGGUAAGUGUGAAGCAUUCUGUGAAGUCAGCAUGGGCUCACAAGAACAUCGCACACCUGUAGUAGCGUCAACAACAAAUCCUCGUUGGAAUGCUUCAAUGCAAUUCCUGGUAAAGGACCUAAAAGAGGACGUCCUUUGUAUUACAGUAUUUGAUCGUGGUCAUUUCUGUCCCAAUGAAUUCCUGGGAAGAACUGAGGUGCGAGUUGCAGACAUAUUACAGGAAACCCAGUAUUCACGUGGGCCAAUUUCAAAGAAUUUAAAACUUCAUGAAGUUGACUCAGGGAGUGUUCUACUUAAAUUAGAUUUAUUUCUUUUUAGUAGAAUUACAUAGAUUAUAUUAGUGCCCCUUUGUCCAAAGGCACUGCUUUAAAUUGUCUGUAGUACAAAUUAAACAUGUUUAAUUCUGUUAAAAAUUAAAAUAUUUUAACCGAAGAUUAUGUAUGAACAUUUCUAUUCAGUGUCUUUUCUAACAGUCAUGUACUGCCACUGUAAAUAUACAACAUGACUACAUUUAUGCACGU
Molecule: messenger RNA, 10188 nt
Organism: Schistocerca piceifrons (Central American locust)
Lineage: Eukaryota; Metazoa; Arthropoda; Insecta; Orthoptera; Acrididae
Biological process (GO): endosomal transport; clathrin-dependent synaptic vesicle endocytosis
Cellular component (GO): presynaptic membrane; plasma membrane; clathrin-coated pit
Molecular function (GO): molecular adaptor activity; protein binding; calcium ion binding
Source: RefSeq, a predicted model, not a curated record